This is a messenger RNA of Microstroma glucosiphilum, 1104 nucleotides long. RefSeq lists its product as hypothetical. Bases 142 to 780 code for a protein of 212 amino acids. NCBI's taxonomy places the organism in Eukaryota, Fungi, Basidiomycota, Exobasidiomycetes, Microstromatales, Microstromataceae. The record is from RefSeq and is a predicted model, not a curated record. The transcript has a single exon.
UGCAGUCUCUGGCAGACACUUAGCCCAUUCCCACUCCCUCUGUUCUAGCACCACCGAGCUCAGUCACCGCAGCGCAGCACAAGUCGCUUACUCGCCCUCCCUCCAGACCACCACUCCUCUCGUCCCCCUCAAAACCAAGAGAUGAAGGUCACCUUGUCCUCUGCUCUGCUUUGCCUCGCACUCUGCCUCAGCGCAGCAGCCGGAGUCAGCGCAAGCCCAAGCGCAAGCGCAAGCACGACCACGUCCUCUCCCCCACUCUCGCUCCCUGCCUCUGCGGACGCCGCUGCAGUCGAGCUGCACUCGCGCAGUAGGAUGCUGGGCACCGUCUUCGACAAGAUCAAGCUGAACAAGGCGAAGCUCGAGUCCAAGGAGCUCAAAUCGAAGCAGCCCAAGAGCAAGAAAAAGUUCGCCUACUCUUUCAAGAGGCCCAGGGCGGGAUACCUACCCGUAUUCCCCGCGUCCUCGGAGCGACUCAAACCCCGGGGUGGUCCCUUUCCCAUGUCUUCCCCGUACUACUGGCAAGGACGCCCCAGUAUGAGCAGCACGUUCAGCACCCUCUCCUCCAAGCUCACCACCAAGAUAAACGCCGCCAGACCUCGACCGGGGUCGAGUGUUCCAGGUGCUGGUGGGUUUUCCCCGACAUUUAGUAGGUAUGGUGCGCAUUCGUUGGGGUCGAAGAUUAAGGGGGUGGGGAGAGGGGCGAAGAGGGGUGCGAGGAAGAUCAAGGGUUUUAAGCCGCUGGGAGGAUCGAGGAGGUUGAGGGGGUAUGGAUAUAUUUGAGAUAGAAUGACUUUCGCUUGAAUUGAAGUGGGCUGGACCGAGCUAAAGUGGGUGAAGUGAGCCAGCUUGGGCUGCGCGAGAGAGUGCUGUACUGAAGCCGGGGCAGGUACAACUGUCCUACAGAACAGCUCACCUGGUCUAUGAGCUUGAUGAAAUACAUACAUAGCUAUUACCGACUGACCUGCUUUGCACCAGGCAUUUACUAUACACAUCGACGCUUCGCUCCACUCCAUUCUACUCCACUUGACGCCACUUGACUUUGCGUCUCAUGCUACGAUGCAAUCGGCAAAAAGUUCCCAACGAUCGCCGUCGGUACUCCAAACC